Molecule: messenger RNA, 786 nt
Organism: Pseudomassariella vexata
Lineage: Eukaryota; Fungi; Ascomycota; Sordariomycetes; Amphisphaeriales; Pseudomassariaceae
Exons: 2
Coding region: 1-786 (261 amino acids)
Source: RefSeq, a predicted model, not a curated record
AUGAAGCGCUCACGCGGGCCUGAAGAAGACGAAUCAAGCGGGUAUCCAACAACCAACAGCGAUGAGCUGGAUGGUGCAGAACCUCGACAGACUGAACUUCCCGCAGCCAAGAUCACCGAGUUGGACGAGUCGGCUGUAGACACCAGUCGUUCUAUUGCUAUGAGGUGCUCGCUGCCCCCUCACAGGGAGCCCCUAUUUUUUACUACAUACGUAGAUUAUGAGGCCCAUUACAACAAAACCCACACAAAUCGAUGUUCUGAGUGUAGGCGAAACUUUCCCUCAGAGCACUUGCUCAGUGUUCACAUUGAGGAAAGCCACGAUGCAUUUGCAGCAGUGUUGAGGUUGAGAGGGGAGCACACAUAUUCGUGCUUCGUUGAAGGGUGUGACCGGAAAUGUGCAACACCCCAGAAGCGACGCAUGCAUCUUAUUGACAAGCACAUGUACCCCAAAAACUACUUCUUUGCAGUGACCCGAGAAGGCAUCGAUGGCAGGAACUCGCUUUUGCUCGAGGGCGGACAUCCUCGUCGGAAAUCUUCUGCGAGCCAGCAUGGGGAGUCAAAGGCUGUGUCCAGAAGACAAAGCCUUCGGCAAACGGAUGCAUCAAACGAAACAGAUCCCGAGGAAGUAAAGCCUUUGGCGAAAACGUCUGAGGAAGCCGCGACAGCUAAGGAGCCUGUGGACACUGAGAUGGACGACUUAGCUGGGGCUAUGUCAUCUUUGCAGUUCGUGCCGACAAGUAUUCGAUUUGGUCGCGGCAAAGGCAGGGGAGGAUUCUCCAGGCGAUGA